GUAACAACGAUUAUAAUAUAAUUUUAAUAGUCAAUUAUAAAUUAAAUUGAAAAAAAAAAAAAAAAAUUGCAAAAAUGUGUGCUUCAGCUUCACUAGAUAAUAAUAAUGGUUCAUCUUCGCAUUCAAAUUCGGAAAGUGUUGAGUUAAAUGAAGACAAUGCUGAUGAAAACAUACCAAUACCAGCCAUAACAUCUCCAGAAGAAAUUCUCGAGCAUUAUGGUCCAAAUUUUAAAUUAUUGCAAUGCAAUGCACAAGUUGGUGAACUUUUAACCAUAAUAAGGGAUAAAAACACUUCACGUAGCGAUUUUAAGUUUUAUGCAGAUCGCUUAAUACGUCUAGUCAUUGAAGAGUCAUUAAAUCAAUUGCCCUACUCGGAUUGUAGCGUAGAAACUCCCACCGGUGCCAUAUAUGAUGGCUUAAAAUAUCAGUCUGGUAAUUGUGGUGUUUCAAUUAUACGAUCGGGCGAGGCAAUGGAACAAGGUUUGCGCGAUUGCUGUCGUUCGAUAAGAAUUGGUAAAAUUUUAGUAGAAUCUGAUUCGGAUACGCACGUAGCUCGUGUAGUCUAUGCUCGCUUUCCCGAUGACAUAGCUCGACGACAAAUAUUACUCAUGUAUCCUAUAAUGUCCACCGGUAAUACGGUAUUACAGGCUGUUAAUGUUCUUAAAGAACAUGGUGUUCCCGAGAGUAGUAUAAUCUUAUCAAAUCUUUUUUGUACACCCAUGGCGGCUAAAUGCGUUGUUAGCGCUUUUCCUCGCUUAAAAAUUUUAACCUCAGAGCUGCAUCCAGUGGCUCCUAAUCAUUUUGGACAAAAGUAUUUUGGCACUGAUUAAAAACUCAUCAAUAUAUUAUUAUAAAUGAUAAACGCACGACAUACACUUAUACUAACUACUAUUUACUAUAUAAGAUAAAACAAAAACAAGAAUACAUACCUAUAUUAAAGGAACUUUAUAGCUUAAGCUGCAAUUUACUAGAAUUUAUUUUUUUUUUUCUUCAUAUUGUAAUGUUCAUUUCCGUUCACACCUUUUUUGCCAAACUUUUUUGUAUAUACUACAUAAUUUAUUUAUUAUUGGAUAAUUAUUUUUAAAAUUUUAUAAACAAAACCAAAUAAAGUUUUAGUUGGAAAAUAGGCGGAAAAAUAGUUUUUGGGUGCAUUUUGAAGUCUUAAAGGAAAUAAUUUCAAUAUUUGAAAUAUUAUAUUACAUGCAGUCAAAAUAAUAUUUGAGAAUUUGAGUUUUGAUGGCGAAAAUAAAUUGUAUUGUUAAAAAAUUAAGUUUAAAAUUUUAAUAUAUUUGGAAGAAGGUUUAAAAUAAACAACCAGAAGGAAUUUAUUUUUUUUAAUAAUUUUCUAAUAUCUAUGUCUAAUCCAAAUUUGUUGGAAAAGUCUGGAAUUCAAUUUUGUCGCUUACAGUUCAUCGUUCACAUUAUAUUUCUGUCUAAUUUAAAAAUAAAAUAUUUAUGAAUCUCCCUGUUGCGUUUUUGAACGUUUUGUUUAUUUUUUUUUUGUAAUAUUCCUCACGUUUACUCUCACUCCCUCUCUUUCACGCAUAAAAAUUUAAGUAUGACAGACGAAUAGAUUAGACAAAGUACGGUAUAACAACAAACAAUAACAUGUUUGAGGUUGUGUGUGAACAUAAAAUAGAAAAAGAACAAGCAGCAAAAACAACAGCAGCACUUAUGAAAAAAAUCCAAAAUGGUUCACGACGUGUUUGAGUUGAUGACGAACUAAUAACAAAAAUAUGAAAAUAAUUUAAUAAAAAGUGAAAAAUUAAACUAAAUUAUCCAAAAACAUUAAAAAUAAACAACACAAACAAUAAAACAGUUGUUAAUAAUUAUUUAAACAACUUGCUAGAAGUGUGUAAUGCUUUUUCACUGGUAAGAGGGUAAAGAAAAAAAUUCUGGCGUCUAGGUAUAUUUUGUUGUAUGUGAAGAAGUGUGAAGCUGCCCUGGUAUAGAGCAAACAAGAAAAA
Messenger RNA from Lucilia cuprina (Australian sheep blowfly), 1967 nucleotides. It is a transcript of the gene kri, whose product is annotated as uracil phosphoribosyltransferase homolog. The transcript is spliced from 3 exons. The record is from RefSeq and is a predicted model, not a curated record. The coding region runs from base 75 to 830 and encodes 251 amino acids. NCBI's taxonomy places the organism in Eukaryota, Metazoa, Arthropoda, Insecta, Diptera, Calliphoridae.